This is a messenger RNA of Cladocopium goreaui, 1173 nucleotides long. The record is from the annotation of a GenBank genome assembly. Lineage: Eukaryota; Dinophyceae; Suessiales; Symbiodiniaceae.
AUGUCGGCCCUGGUGAGGAUUACCACGGGCAUCAUGCCCCAACACAGCCGUGUGGGGAUGUCAAGGGCUAUGGCGCAGUUUGGGGAGGUGGUUCAUUGCCACAAGCCGCCCUAUUCUGGCAUUCCAGGUGAGGAUUUCGUGAACGUCCGUUUCGGUACGCAGGAAGCCGCCGACCGCGCCUAUGCGGCCUUGAAGGCGGGUCAGGUCUUCGUGGAUGGCUUUCCCGUGGGCGUGGGGCCGGCAGGUGGCAAGGGAGGUAACGACGGUCCCUUGGCCAUCUCCAACUCCGGUGGCGGGGGCCCUCCACGGCGCCCCCGCAGCCGCAGCCCGCCCCGGCUCUACGGCCGGAACCGGGCGCGGAGCCCCAUGGGCCGCGGCCGUUCGCCCGACGGCGGCGGAUCGCGACGCUUUGCGCAGCGCAGCCCACCGCGGGAACGAAGGAAAAGGAGUCCACCAGGUGAGGCGCCCCGUGCCAACUUCCCAUCGCGCAAUGACCCCAAGAGCCCCAGCCCGCGACGCCUGGUACGAGAGAUGGGAGGCCGUCGCUCUCGCAGUCGCUCCUAUGCCCGUGACCGGCGCUGGGACGAACGCGCCAGCGAGUUCUCGGGAGGUGAAGAACCCCUUCUUCCGAGCAGAUCGCAGUCCAUCGAUGGUGGCCGCAUACUGAGGGACGACCGCAACGUCCAAGUGGAUCUAGUUGAAGCCGCAGGUUAUGCCAAACGACCCAAUUGGCGGAAGAGAUAUCGCCGCGUGCUGCCCUUUGAUGAGGCACGCCGCUGUGUGCAAGCCAUUGGUUUCGGCUGCCGUAAUGAAUGGGAUGAUUGGGUGGCCGAUGGCAAAAAGUCACCUUUCUUGGGACCCUAUGUGCCAAAUGAUCCUGAAGCAAUGUACGCGGAGGAAUGGGAGGGUUGGGACGACUUCCUAGGGAUUAUCUUGGACUUCAAGGAGGCCCGUCUCGUUUCCCGGAUGUUGGGCUUGCAGAGCCAAGAAGAUUGGUAUAGCUUCGUGGAGGCUGACGCCGUCCGUUUACGUAGCCUGCGCCUACCGGCGCUUCCCUCGGUCUACUAUGCUGCUGAAUGGCAAGGUUAUGAGGACUGGUUGGCCUUGCCAAAUGAGACCCUCUUUGUUCCCAAAGAAUGGAAUGAGAGGGGCGAUGACGGCGAUGAUGGCUGA